AUGGUGCCAGGAAUAGACAACAGUAGUCCCCUAUAUUUACACCCAUCAGAUGGUAGUAAUUCUAUCACUGUAGAAAAACUUCAAGGAUCACCUAAUUAUAGAUCAUGGAAAAGGUCUCUAGAAAUAGGCCUAGCUUCCAAGAGAAAACUAGGUUUUGUGACUGGAACAGUGAAGAGAGAUCCUAGUGAAGCAGUGAAACAGGAGGCUUGGGAUACUUGUAAUAGUAUGGUUAUAUCAUGGAUUAUUGGAAAUGUGAGUGAAUCCAUAAAAAAGUCUAUAAUGUUCCUGAGUAGUUCAGCUGAAAUGUGGAAACAACUUGAAAAGAGAUAUGAAGUUACAAAUGGGUCUAGAAAGUACAAGUUGUCCAAACAAUUGUAUGAGACCAAGCAAGGUGAAAAAAGUAUAACUGACUACUAUACUGAAAUGAGGGGAUUGUGGGAAGAACUUGAAUCAUUGAAUAGUUUACCACCCAUCACCACUUUAACAAAUGAAGUGAAUGCUUUUGUGAAAGCAAUGAAUGAACAGCAAGAGGAGCAAAGGCUGUUUCAGCUAUUAAAUGGGCUUGAUGAUGUGUAUGGUGUUCAGAGGAGUCAUUUACUGAUGAUGAUUCCAUUACCCUCAGUAGAUGUGGCAUGUAGCUACUUGCAUCAAGAAGAAAGUCAAAGAGAAGUCUUGAGGCCAGUAAAAGAAGAGGCUGAGGCUGUUGCUAUGUUAAGCAAAAGUAGUGAAGUCAGCUGUGGAGAAUGUGGAAAGAUUGGUCACACGAAGGAUAAAUGUUGGAGAAUUGUGGAUACCCUAGUAGACACCCCAAGUCUCAAAGAGAUGGAAAAGAAAGAAUUAAGGAACCAUGGUACAGCAAUAGAGGGGGAAGGUGGAAUAGAGGAGGCAUAA
Molecule: messenger RNA, 891 nt
Organism: Beta vulgaris subsp. vulgaris (sugar beet)
Lineage: Eukaryota; Viridiplantae; Streptophyta; Magnoliopsida; Caryophyllales; Amaranthaceae
Exons: 1
Coding region: 1-891 (296 amino acids)
Source: RefSeq, a predicted model, not a curated record